UCUGUUGGGCUUAACGCGGCUCGUUAACGGCUACCUGGUUGCUAGACGACACUGGUGUGGAAACGGCAGCCUCUGCUCGGAAAACAAACAUUAUUUUAGCAGGUUUUACGAAGCCAUGGUGAAGCUCGCCUGCCACCGCACCGUCGGCUUCUUACGUGGGGUAUUUGUAGCUUUGGGGGACGAAUAGUUCGAGUUGUUACGCGGCUAGCGUCUUUUUGCUUGCCCCAUGUUCUCACUACUAGCAAGCUGAGCUGUUAGCCUCGAAAGACAUGAGAGGAUCACACACGGACGGAGUCAAGUUGUCCAACUUCACGUAACGCCGACGCUUGUUUUACAGCCAUGUUCAGUGAAACUGCUAAAUUGUCUCUGGAGGCGAGUGAUGUUCAGACAGACGAGGACUGUGAGGAUCUGGCUGAGGAUGGCUUCAACUUCUCUGCUGAUAUUUUUGAAAAGGAAAGAACGAGGAGGAAACCAUCAUCUGGAAAACCCCCUUCCUCUCCAAAGUCUCCAUAUCUGUCCAGCCUGAAUGUGAACUCUAGAAGAGCGGCGGUGGCUGCCUGGAGACUUCCAAGGGCCUCUUUAGGUGACACCAGAGGUGACACGCCUGGGGACGGUAGCUUAGCUCGCUUUGCAACCCUGAACAAUCACGAUCUGUCCCAGACGCUGAGAUCAGAGUUUGACAUGACGCCAGAGCUUCUCACAAAGGCCUUCUCUGUGAGGAAACACAAACAUCUAAACUCUUCAUCCAAUGGCUUCGCCUUCAGCACACGCGACUGCAGGGACAAGGAGGACAUGUAUGAUGAAAUUAUUCGCCUCAAGAAGUCUCUUCAGGCACAGAAGUCUGACAACCAAAAAAUGAAAGCCAAGCUACGCCGCCUAGAGGAAGAAAACGCUAAAAGAGAAAAACAGAUAGAAGAACUGCUGGAUCCCACUAAAGGACCUGAAUAUACUCGCGGUUUGGUGGAUAAGAAAAAAGAGGGCAGUGUGGUUGUCAGUGGUCUGAAACAGAGAAUCCUGAAGUUGGAGCAGCAGUGUAGAGAGAAAGAAAAUGCCCUGAGUAAACUGCAAAGUGAUCUGAGGACUACCAAUCUGGAAGAGCUGAAGAUUACGGUAGAAGCCUACUUUGAGGAGAUCCAGAGACUGAGGAUUCUUCUAGAAGCUACAGAGAAAAGUAGUCGAGCAGAAAGUAAAUGCUCCCAGAGGCAGCAGAAAGCUUUAAGCUCCACAGUUGAUCGUCUGUCUGAGAACCUGAAGCAGCUUCAAAAAGAAAACGUAGUGCUAAGAGAAGAACUCAGCAGCGAGAGUCCUGCUGGAGGAUUAAAAGGUUACAGAGACUGGAGUAAACAGAGACUGCUAAGAAAACUGCUGGAUGUGGAGAAGAGGCUGGAGGACAGCAGAAGACACGCCCUGGCAGCAAAGAACAGCAGCCGAUUGGAUCAAGAAGUCCAAAGCCAAGCCACGCCCAUUCAGGUUCCACGGCUUACCAUGGCAACAGAGGCAGUGGCCUCCGUGGGAGUGAUGACAGAAGAUAGGGAGGAGCUUUCAGAUUUAAGAGCAUGCCUUAGUCAAGUAGAGAAGGAGAAGGUGGAGCUUCAAGAGACCCUGUCAAGAAAAGAUGAUGAAUUAAAACAACUGAGGUCAGAAAGAGAGGAACUGGAGAAAGCGACAGCGCAAUGGAAGACUAAACAAACAAAGGAAUGGAACAAAGAAAGACAGCAGCAUAAGCACGAGUUGGAGCAGUUGUGGUUGAGGAUUCAGACUGUGGAGCAGGAUAAAAUCAAGCCUGAACAUGCUGAGCUUUCCCCUCUCUGUGCCACAACAGCAGACCGGCUUAAGGACACUCAGGUCAGAUCAGGUCAGAAGGAUCGAGAAGAGAAGCAAAGCAGGCAUAGACUGAAGGAAGGGAAUCGAGAUAGAUAUUUAGGUAGAGUUGAAGAGAAAAAGAGGAAUGAAAGAAUUCAAGAUGACAAGAAAAAAAGAGAGAAAGCAGCAAGCAUCAUCCAGACAAAGUGGAGGGCGCACAGAAACCGGGACAUUGUGAUGCUGCAGUCUGCAAUAAGAGCACAUCUCCUGAGAGAGUCACAGCUGAAGGACCUGCUGAAAGACGCACACAAUAAGGCUGCAGGAGAAACAAACUCCUGCAACACUUCUGCGCCUGCAGAGGGAGAGGUGGAUGUGAUUGCCUUGACCAUGAUACAGUCUGCCUUUAGAGGACACAUGGCUCGUUGUAGUUUUGCAAUAGCGAGCCCAGAGUCCUCUGUGCCUUCCCCCAUAGAAGCACCAAGAAGCGCUCGCUCAAAAUACAAGCCGAGCCAAACAGGUGCUGCAUUGCUCCAUAAUGAAAAGGGCAGGGUGAUGAAGAUCCAUGGCCCAUCUCAAGCACUCAUGCCUCCAGGAUGACACCCACAACAGAUCAAACAGAGGUUCAUUCUUCAGCCGCGACUGAAGCAGCAGCUGCUGAAGCUGAUUCUGAUGAUUCAGAUGACAUCAUUGUGUCGCCAUCACGUCCACUUAGAAGCAGAGAAGUUUUAAUCUUAUAGACUCGCUGAGGUUUGUGUUUAAAGAAAAUCACGGUCAGGUUUCUUCCUAAACCUGCAAAUGAUAUCUAUAUUAUUCAGGGUAAUUAUGAACAUACACAAUAAUUGCUCAUUGUCCAAGGCAGACAGUAAUGACUGGUGCAGAUCUUUUGGCACAUAUAAAGACCUCAUAUUGAUGUGGUUAUGUAGAAUAGUGUCCUGAUUCAUUUAUCACAGUUUGUUUCAAAGGUCAUGAAAACUUGUAUAGAAAGUGUAGAUAAAAAUGUCAUGUGACAAUGACAUCGACAUGGGGCAUGUACUUUUAUUCUUGUGGUUAAUUGUUUUAACCAAAUAUUCCAGGUGGAUGUUUUCUUUGCCAAAGUGCCUGCUGCAUGAAUAUUUAAAGUACAUUUACAGUCAUUAGUUACUGUAUUUGUUUUUGCUAACUUCUAUGGCGUAUGUCAGCCACACUGUAUUGCACAGCCUUGGAAUAAUUCAUCAUAUUUUGACAUGCCUGAAUUGCAGCACAUCAUUUACACGUCAGUACACCAUUGUUUCGCGAAUGCCUAAUAAAUGAUGACUGGUUUUGACGUAUGACUGAGGGGUCAUUCUCAACUGAUGCACUAUUAAGCCAAACUGUGAAUAAAUUAUAGAUCUGUCUGCUGCAAUACUUAGACUCACUGUCAGUACAGUGGAGCAUAUGCAGGGAGCAUGUCUAAUGCCCAUAAUGUCUGAAUAUGCAGAGGUAGACCAGUGGGGAACAUGGAUGAAGUUGUAUUGUAUUUCUGAGACCUUCAAUAAACAUUACACUCUUCAUUAUAAAA
Betta splendens (Siamese fighting fish) is the source of this 3340-nucleotide messenger RNA. RefSeq names its product IQ motif containing E (gene iqce). The record is from RefSeq and is a predicted model, not a curated record. The transcript has 21 exons. Lineage: Eukaryota; Metazoa; Chordata; Actinopteri; Anabantiformes; Osphronemidae. Gene Ontology annotation, molecular function: protein binding. The coding region runs from base 340 to 2400 and encodes 686 amino acids.